AUGGAACCAGGUGAAGCAUUUGUCGAGGCCUUUCAUGACGCUUGUUUCAAUGGUGACUUGCUGAAAACCCAGAAUGCCCUCUACAGCGGACGGCUCACCGCUGAGGACGUCAGUGAAGGACUCCAUAUUGCCACCGGCGAAGCUCACACAGAUAUAGUGGCAGCACUCUUUGAUUCUGGGGCUCAAAUGACAGCGGAUUCGUCGAGUUUCCUUAUUGGAGACGAUGGCCAGCAACACCCGGGUAUCAUUCGCUACUAUCUCAACCACGGUCUUGAUCCGAACUGCAACGUCUCUAAUGGUGAGCCACUUCUACGGUUCAUGAAAAAUCCUGCCUGUGCCGAAGAAUUGCUCUCACGGGGUGCCGACCCCAACCGGAAGGGUCCUAAGGGCGUCAGUCCACUUGCCUGUGCUCUUGAGAAUAUCAGUGAAGAGGAUACGUCUCUGUUCGAGACCCUUCUUGCACACGGGGCCAGGCUGGAAUCCACUCUUUUCUUCUAUGCUAUCCGACCGGGCGAGUCUCUGGGGGAGUUUAAGACUAAAUUACUCCUUGCCAAGGACGUUGAUCCUAAUACCACAUCUCCAGAAUGGGGUACGCCACUUCACCGGGCUGUUUAUCUAGCUGAGAGAGGCAUUGUCAAGGUUCUAUUAGAUGCAGGUGCCGACAAGACCGCGCGAUCUGAUUGCAGGCAAUUUCGUGAUCAAACCCCUGCGGAAGUGGCUGAACGGACGAUCCAACGUUACCCUAAAUCUCCUGACUUGCGUGCCUCACUCGAGACUAUUCUAGAGCUGCUUCAAUCUGAAUACCACUAA
Messenger RNA from Aspergillus welwitschiae, 810 nucleotides. RefSeq names its product ankyrin repeat domain-containing protein. The transcript has 2 exons. Gene Ontology annotation, molecular function: protein binding. Bases 1 to 810 code for a protein of 269 amino acids. NCBI's taxonomy places the organism in Eukaryota, Fungi, Ascomycota, Eurotiomycetes, Eurotiales, Aspergillaceae. The record is from RefSeq and is a predicted model, not a curated record.